Molecule: messenger RNA, 1733 nt
Organism: Emericellopsis atlantica
Lineage: Eukaryota; Fungi; Ascomycota; Sordariomycetes; Hypocreales; Bionectriaceae
Product: cystathionine gamma-lyase
Exons: 1
Coding region: 339-1601 (420 amino acids)
Biological process (GO): transsulfuration
Cellular component (GO): cytoplasm
Molecular function (GO): cystathionine gamma-lyase activity; pyridoxal phosphate binding
Source: RefSeq, a predicted model, not a curated record
CACGCCUCCACCGCCCUUGAGCCCUUUGAGCAUAAUCAGCCGGGGCUGGCCGUCUCUAGCCUCGAACCCGAAACCCGGUCGCAAAGUCGACAAAGAGGACGAGCAGGAAAAAAAAGAUUUCGACUUGCUUCCUUGAGACAGCCGCAUAUCUGGGCGCAUCAAAUUACGUGAGAGACACCUGACGCCAGUGAGAAGCAGUCGGACAGAGGAUCACCUUGUUGUUCGAGCGCAGACACAUCCAGCCUCUCUCUCCCCGCCUCUAUCUAAACCCUGGCCAUCAUCCAUCCAUCCAACAUCACCACCACCUACCUCCCUCCAACAAGACACCACCACACAGCAUGUCGCCCUCAGCAGCCGCCGCCAUUGUGGCCGACACCAACCCCGUCGCGACGCCUCCUCGUCCCCCGAGCCCCGUCAACAAGUUCGGCACCCUCGCUGUGCACGCGGGCUCACCACACGACCCCUCUACCGGCGCGGUCAUCGAGCCCAUCUCCCUGUCGACCACCUUUGCGCAGACCGCCGUGGGCAAGCCCGUGGGCGCCUUUGAGUACUCGCGCUCCUCCAACCCCAACCGCGAGAACUUUGAGACGGCCGUCGCCGCGCUCGAGCACGCCCGCUACGCCCUCGCCUUCUCCUCCGGCAGCGCCACCACGGCCACCAUCCUCCAGAGCCUCGCCGCCGGCUCCCACGUCAUCUCCGUCUCCGACGUCUACGGCGGCACCCACCGCUACUUCACACAGGUCGCCAAGGCCCACGGCGUCCGCGUCACCUUCACCCCCGAGAUCGAGGUCGACGUCAGCGAGCACAUCACCCCGGACACCCGCCUCAUCUGGAUCGAGACCCCCAGCAACCCGACCCUGCGCCUCGUCGACAUUCGCGCCGUCGUCGACGUCGCCCACCGCCACGGCGUCCUCGUCGUCGUCGACAACACCUUCCUCUCCCCCUACGUCCAGAACCCCCUCGACCUCGGCGCCGACAUUGUCGUCCACUCGGUCACAAAGUACAUCAACGGCCACUCGGACGUCGUCAUGGGCGUCGCCGCCUUCAACGCCGACGCCCUCAAGGACCGCCUCGGCUUCCUCCAGAACGCCAUUGGCGCCGUCCCCUCCGCCUUUGACAGCUGGCUCGCCCACCGCGGCCUCAAGACCCUCCACCUCCGCGCCCGCGAGGCCUCCACCAACGCCAUGGCCGUCGCCACCGCCCUCGAGGCCGACCCCAACGUCAUCUCCGUCAACUACCCGGGCCUCGAUUCCCACCCCCACCGCGCCAUCGCCCUCAAGCAGCACAGGAACGGCAUGGGCGGCGGCAUGCUCUCCUUCCGCAUCAAGGGCGGCCACGCUGCUGCUGAGCGCUUCUGCCAGGAGACACGCAUUUUCACCCUCGCUGAGUCCCUCGGCGGUGUUGAGUCGCUCGUCGAGCUGCCUAGCAGCAUGACCCACGCUGGUAUCCCGCGUGAUCAGAGGGAGGCCGUCGGUGUCUUUGACGAUUUGGUCCGCGUGAGCUGCGGCGUCGAGGACGCGGAGGAUCUGAGGAAUGACGUGCUACGAGCCGUCGAGAGGGCCGUGGGGGGCCAGAAGAACGGGAACGGCAGCGCGCAAUAAGAGUGCACUGGAGUGAGUGUGGGGGAGGAAGAUCCUCGCGCACAUGAAGAAUAGAUAGAUAGAUAUCCCCGUUUCUGUCGGGGGAGGGAUCCCACAGAAGGGACAUCCUAUCAAUGAAUCAAGUCGCCCAAA